Messenger RNA from Ectocarpus siliculosus, 588 nucleotides. Lineage: Eukaryota; Phaeophyceae; Ectocarpales; Ectocarpaceae. The record is from the annotation of a GenBank genome assembly.
AUGGCUGCGGUGGCCAGGAACGCAUCAGUGACAACCGGGGGCGACUCUAUCCUGUUCAGGGUGAAGCUUUUCAUCAUGGUGUUUCUGACGGUCGUCGACAUGACUCUCAACAGCAGCGUGGAGCACGAAACUUUUGGCACGUGGGACGGGACCGGGAGGGACGGAACCGCCUUGGUGCUCAUCCUUGGGUUUCAGCUCGUGGUCCAAGUGGGAAAUUUCGCUUGUCUCUUUCUUAUGAUGUUUGAGACUUACCCGUUUCGAGUCGGGCUUAUGGGGAUGCUGACGUCGCAAUACCUGACGGUGUACGUCAUAAACGUCUUGUAUUUUGUCACGACAGCCUGCGUCUACGGCUAUCGAGUGGCAGCCAUGGUGCAAGGCGAAGAGGGGAUGGGAAUCUGGCAGGUGUGGGACUUGCGCGGCUACCUUCCUCUCUCAAUCUUCCACAAGAUAGGCGAGUGCCGCCGGCGACACUUGGCUCCGCCGGCCGUUCCUCCCGCAGAGCAACCAGUUGUGUCCCUCUGUGGCGAUGAACAUCUCAAUCUCGCGCCCUCGACAAGUCAGGCAGUCAUGAAAACCCGGGCAGCCUAG